This is a messenger RNA of Ilyonectria robusta, 6021 nucleotides long. RefSeq names its product putative ankyrin repeat protein. NCBI's taxonomy places the organism in Eukaryota, Fungi, Ascomycota, Sordariomycetes, Hypocreales, Nectriaceae. The transcript is spliced from 7 exons. The coding region runs from base 116 to 5791 and encodes 1891 amino acids. Gene Ontology annotation, molecular function: protein binding. The record is from RefSeq and is a predicted model, not a curated record.
GCAAUACGAAGAGUAGUCAUCCGACGUUCGAACUUGAACCUCGCCAUUGCAUCGCCGUCUGCCCUCGCAGUAAGCCUCAAAGCGUCUUGCGAACUCAACUGAAGUUGAAGCGACGAUGGAAGACGAUGUCGCAAACGCUAAAGCUUCAGUAUCGCCAGGAAAAGGGCUCCAAAGUGCCGACACGGGCUUGAUAACGUCAAAUGACGACGCCAGUGAUUCGGAUGGCGCCUCGAUAGCCUCGACAAGUGAUCUCUUUGCUGCCCCUGCGCCAGAAUCACCGCUAGAUCCUGGUCCAACAACGCGAGAACUUGGUCUUACCAUCAAUGGUCAACAUGGCUGGUCCGGUUCGCAGUAUGAUGACUACGACGUUAUCACUGUUCAUGGCUUACGUGACGACCGCAACACUGCCUGGAUCAACAAAAAGAACGAAUGGUGGGUGAAGAAACAGCUCUUCGCAUCGGAGGACAUAAGACAGAUCGACUAUGCAUAUGCUAUUGAUGGGAACUCUACAAUCUACAGACCAGACGGGAUCCGUUUUCAUGCUCAAACACUGGCUACUGAGUACGCCAAGCUUCGUGAAAAGCUAGAGGAUACCGAAACUCACCGCCCAGUGAUCUGGAUUUGUCACGACCUCGGCGGUACAAUCGUAAAAGAGGCACUGUCACUGGCCUCGGCUUCACCCAAGAAAUACGGAAAAAUAGCCAUACUCACCACUGCUAUCGUUUUUCUAGGAACGCCUCACCGAACUCACUCCAUGAGUUCACUAGAGGACCAGCUGCACAAGCUUAUUCUCCUGCCAGGCCCUAAUAUCCGGAGCAAUGUGUUGAGGAAGGUAAAGAAUCUGGCGCAUCAGGUGAACAGAGUCAACCAGGAAUUUCCAACAACCAAGCACCUAGUUCGGACAACCAUCUUCAACAUAGUCGCCGACAAGGGCCGUAACAUUAAAGAAGAAAAUGCAAUCCAGGACGGGGAAGAAGUCGGAGCUGGAGAUGGAGACGACGACUUCCCGGGCCCAGUGACUCCGUUCCUACCAUUCGUGCAUCGGUCUAGCCAUCCGCUCGAAGCAGUCACGGCCAUCCGAUGGGAUGAAACUGACCACCUGGACCUAGUGCGGGCCGAGUCAUCGGACUGGUGGAUCGAAAAGGUGUUGGGUAUGUUGAACAACAGCGGAUUGUAUAUCAACGUCAACUACACCACGAUUCAGGAACAAGGACGCCUACUAUCCUUAUGUCCCCCAACGCGCCCUCUGGACACACACUUCGAUGUGAAGAUGCCGAAACACCCAGUCGUGAGCUGGAUCUACGAACAUGAAGCAUACAAGCAACUCAACAAGCCGACCACUAGCCCCCGACUCCUUCACGUACACGUCAACGGGAAUCAUUCCCUGGAUAUUGUCGACCUCUCGCGACGUCUGUAUCUCGAUUAUGAUCGUGUUGCUGCCACUCGAGUUUCCGGCUCUGAAAGAGUUCCCGAGGGGAGCGUUGCCUACUUUGAGUUUGACGAGACAGACUCUCGAUACAACAAUAUUUCGUCCAUGUUACUCUAUUUCAUCAACAUCCUCGCCUGGCAUUUCUGCGACCGCAGGCCCGGCAUGAAUGAAAUAAUUUCCUCCGAGCUCAAAUUCAUCAGUGAUACGAGAUCCUGCUCAUUGGAAGAUCUGUAUCACCUAUACAGCAGCUUCGGCACUAUAGAGACAAGAUGCCAGAUGACGCUAUUCAUCGGUUGCUUUGAUCAGUGCCCUGCGAGCCAAAGGAAGUGGUUCUUGGAACGGAUCCUAGAGGAGCAAAGCUACGGUUGUAAGGACUUCCGAUUCAUUUUCUCUACUUGUGGUAGAGAUGGGUUGGGAGUGGAUUCGUUCCCGAGCGAUGCAGCCGUCAAUCUUGAGGAGUGCCCUACACUGGACAAGACAAUCAUCAACGAUUCACAGGCGACGAAGCUCCGGUCAGCUUUGGAUGGUCUUGUGGCGAGACGCCCAAUUUACGAGGCCUUUAGAUCACAGCUUGAUGAAGUCCUGGCGGGAUACUCUCAUGCGCCGCAUCUAGCACACGCUGUUCUAAGCUGGCUUGAGCAUUACAGGCGAGGACGAUCCAUCUCUCAAAUUGCCGACACCAUUAACAAGCUCUCAUCAGUCACCACGGAGGGCAUGAUUCAAGUUUUCGUCGAUUCUUUGCCGGCCGAGGGCCAGUCCCGGGCCAAAAACUGCUUCAACUGGAUAAAACACGCGGCAGAGCCUUGGACGCCAGAGUCACUAGCCGAAGCGCUUGCGGUUCAUGAUUGUCAUGGAGAGGAGCCAGUGCUUGAUGAUCUUGAUCCUUUAGAGUUGGUAACUUGGAUCGAGAAGGCAUUUGGGGGACUCAUCACUGUCCGAGGUCGGGAUUUCAAGUUCUGUCACCCCUCUCUCUACGAUCUUCCCGAGAUGGGCAUCGAAGGGAGUGCGGAGGAGCGAGCAGAUAAGAUUCACAGCAGCAUCGCCGAGACAUGCUUGCGUUACUUUUGGCUCGAGGGUGCGCAAGACAACCUGGCUAUGUUGUCUCUGGAGCAACUUGAAGGAGGGUGCUGGGGGGAGCUACAAGAUGCAGCCAUCAUUGCUCAUCAACGCACGAGUAUGGCUGAGUAUGCCGUCCGCUUUUGGUCCCACCACUACCGGUCAAGUGGACGAUUCAAGCCUAGGGGCCUUGUACGUGAGCUGUUUGCUUGCAAGAAGGCUCGGGCAGCGUGGGAGGUCCCCUUUUAUACGCUUUCGAAUCCAUUUACGCGGAUACACCAGUCCUACCUCUCACCGUUGCCUAUAUAUGCCAUGCUGGGGCUGGAGGACUUGGUUGAGGAGCAGUGCAGCUCAGAGAAGGAUGAGCCCUUGUUUGAGAAGACUUGCUGGUAUGCUAUUGCAGAGGCAGCCAGGGCUGGGAACAAAGAACUUGUCGAAAAGCUCAUAAGACAAGUGACUCUAGAUGAGAAAGAGCUUGCAAAUGCCUUAUUCUGGGCUGCUGCCUAUGGCAAGGGUGGUGCCAUCGACUUCCUUGUCGACAAGAUACCAGAUGCCAGAACAUUUCCAUGGCCCGACAACAUCAUGUACCGAGCCGUUGCCUCUGGUCUUGACAGCCUGCUCGCCGUCUUUCUUCGCUCCGGCUGCAACAUUGACAAAACUAGCACGUACUGGGGAGCGCCAGCAGUUACGGUUGCCGCCUGGUGGCGACAGGUCUCUAGCAUGAAGUUGCUGCUAGACUCAGAGCCCAAACCUGACUUGACCAUAUGCGAUAAUGAUAAGGACACUGCUAUUGUGGUUGCCGUUCGAUCUGGUAAUCCUGCCAUGGUGGACUUGCUCAUACAGAAGGGCGCAAGCGUCGACAAACCGGAAACAGAAAUAAAUGGCAAGACAGGGCUCGUAAGCAUCGCCGUGAACUGGAACAGACACAAAGUAGUCGGCGUUUUGAUCGACGGCAAGACAGACUGCGAAGGCGGCGACAGAAGCAAAGGAGCUCCCUUACUCUCGAGGCCCCCGUUGGUUAUUGCAGCUGGCAUGGGCUCGAUGGGAUGCGUUGAGGCGUUACUGGCUCACGGUGCCGAUCCGAACGUUCUCUGGGAUGGAGGCACUGCGCUGUAUUGCGCCGUUGCUGGCAACCGUAUCGACCUAGUCCGCAGGCUUCUUGAGAACGAGCCCAAGGCCGAUCUAAACAUUCAGCCUGUGGACGAAGACAUGCUCAUGAUCAGAGCCGUGUGCACCGGCAACACUGAGCUCGUGUCCCUACUGAUUGAACACGGGGCCGAGAUCAACUUUGUUGAUCUGAGAGGUCACUUUUCCAAGACGCCUUUGGCACGAGCAACCAGCGAAGGCAACAUUGACAUGGUCCGGUUCCUCUUCGACAAGGGAGCCGAUAUCGACUUCAGCGGAGACGAUCCAGGCUCGGAUCCUCCCUUGUUCACGGCCGCCUACCAUGGGAACCUGGAGAUUGCGCAGUUCUUGCUCGAGAAAAACUGCCAGGUUGUUUGGACCGCCGGCGACGGAUGGAACGCGCUGCAUGCGGCCUGGAAUAUGCCUGAGCUGUUACCUGAGCUGGUCAAGCGAGGCAUUGAUAUCGACAGCCACAGCGCACACGGGACCAUUCUUCACAUGGUCGCAAGCAAUCAACCAGAAUCCAUUGUGGCUCUUCUAGCCAUCGAUCCUGGGCCCACCGUGGACCUUGUCAUGAACGACGAGAGUACGCUCCCUGACCGAAUUGGCUUCACAGCUCUCCAGAUAGCCUGCAUCGAUCGCGCUCCCAAGUGCGUCAAACUCCUCCUAGACGGCGGCGCCAAUGCCAGGUUCCGGAACAAAGACGGCGACGACUCUGCCAGCAUCUUGCUCCGUGUCGUACAUGACUCGUCUGGGGACGUGAGUGAUGUCGAAGAAUGCAUCAAGCUGCUGUUAUCCGCCCCCAAUGGAAUCGAGGUUCACUACGUCGACAAAGAUGGCAGUACGCUCCUGCACAAGGUUGAGAAGCACACGCCUGUUUCUGUCGUCAAGCUAUUGGUUGAAGCAGGAUCACCCUUGGACAAGCCGAACGACGAUAAUUAUACUCCUCUAGCGAUGGCGGUGAGCAAGGGAAACGACGGUGUAGCCAAGUAUCUCAUCGAGCAAGGCGCCAGCGUAAACUUGUUUAGUCCGCUCUUUGGGAGCAUCCUGCAUCUGGCCUGUUCUCAUGGCUUCUUAACCACCGUCAAGCUGCUGAUAAGCUCAGGCGCAGACCCAGACCUGGUCGAUGUCGAGUAUGGCGCGUCGCUAUUAUACACGGCGCUGGGCAUCAACUCGGUCUCGUCUUCUGCCGAGAUGGUGCGGUACCUCGUCGAUGAAGCCAAGGUGAAUAUCAACAAACUCGGGGGGAAGCUCGCAUAUCCCAUUAUUAGAGCAGCGGAGGCAUUGAACUCAUCUCACCCAGAACCUCGCACCAAAGUGUUCAGGUUCCUCAUCCGGCGCAAGGCUUCUGUCGAGGUGAGCGACCACCAGGGCCGUCAAGCAGUUCACUUUGCAUCCAUGGCUCAGCAGGAUGACUACAUACGUGCCCUAGCUAAAGCCGGAGCCGAUCUCAGCGCCAAGGAUAAGUUCGGCCGCAUGCCUAUUCACUACGCGGCAUCAGCAAAACCCGGAGACUGCCUGGCGUAUCUCCUUCGCAAGAUGAGCAAGGCCAAGGUGAGCGUGGACGUGGAAGACGGUGACGGUUGGACUCCUCUGCUGUGGGCAGCCCGCUCUGGUAAUUCCACAUCCAUUACGCAUCUUCUCAAUUUGGAUGCUAGCUUAUGGGCUCGAGGCCGUGGCUACGAUGCCAAACCGGAGUGGUCGGCCUUGAAGCUCGCUCGGUUCAAUGGCGGGAUCGGGGCAAUACUACCAACCUUGAUCCCAAGUGAGCUCACUAGAACCAAGCCUGAUGGCCAGAAGGAGGAGUGGAACGCCCACUUCCAUGUGAGCAAGGUUGGGCACCAAAAGGACGCCACCUGCUGGAGCUGCUGGGUGCGGAUCAUUGGCAUACAAUGGAAGUGCAUCGAGUGCUCCGACGACGUGUCUUUGUGCUUCAAGUGCUAUGGCAGCCGAGCCGACAUGCAUGAUCCAGACCAUGGCUUUGAGGAUAUUGGCCCUCUCUACGAGGAGGAACCUAGUUCCUUACACAGCGAGCCAGAUGACAGUUCAUCUUCAAAGGAGGAACAGACUAGUUUAGAGGAUCAGGAAGGUGAUGAAGGAGACGCGGGGUCUAGUAACGAGGUUGAGGCUCCCAUCGAAGAAGCUAGCGAUGAGGAGUUUGAUCCAGAUGUGGAUUACUAGCAUGACUUAGAACUCCGAGAUUGAGGUGAUGAUUUGAAAGCCCUAUGUCGUCGCUAUCGUAUUACUUCAUUCGCAUUUAGGCCUAAUUAAUAAACUAUAGGGAGCCCGGUGGCGGGAUAUUGAUAAUGCAUCUUUUCUUCCUCUGGCUUCUACUCCCCCGCCGUUUGCGAGAAUGCGCUCAGAUUGUCCUAUCUUGCUAUCGCUGCUCUGCGGUAAAACUUCCACAUCCG